GUAAGACUGAAACCAUCUGCGCAUGCGUUGUGCUGUCUUCAUAAUUUGAGGACUGAAUCAAUCGGACGAAGAUGAGGGUACUCUGUAUAUUUGCUCUGGUUGCUGUGGUGGGUCUUGUGGCAGGAGAAGAAGGGGCUCGUCUGUUGGCCUCCAAGUCCCUAUUGAACCGUUACGCUGUUGAGGGACGAGAUCUUACUUUGCAGUACAACAUUUACAAUGUGGGCUCCAGUGCUGCCCUGGAGGUCGAUCUGUCCGAUGACUCCUUCCCCCCUGAAGAUUUCGGCAUUGUCUCAGGAAUGCUCAAUGUGAAAUGGGACCGUAUUGCACCUGCCAGUAAUGUUUCUCACACAGUGGUUCUGCGGCCACUGAAAGCUGGUUACUUCAACUUCACAUCUGCUUCUGUUAGCUACCUGGCCCAGGAGGGUGGACCGGUUGUGGUUGGUUACACAAGUGCACCUGGUCAGGGAGGCAUUCUUGCCCAGAGAGAGUUUGACAGACGCUUUUCUCCACAUUACCUGGACUGGGCUGCUUUUGGAGUUAUGACCCUACCCUCUAUUGGCAUUCCUCUGCUCCUGUGGUACUCUAGCAAGAGAAAGUAUGACUCAUCGAAAACAAAGAAGAACUGAGAUAUAGAUUAACAGGACAAAACGGAUCAGGCAUCAUAAGAGUAAAUGGUCUGGGGGGUAUUUGAAUUGUGGUGGGAGGGAUGGGUUGAGGAUGUUGUUUUUGGAUAAAUAAUUACCCAUAUUGGGGGUAAAUUGAUCAAUGAUUGAAUCUGUUUUUAAACAAUGUUGAUAGAUGACCUGUCUUUAUCUUCUUAAUUUUGUUUGAGGGAACUGGGGACUGAAGCAUUAUAAGUAAGAGACUCGAGAAUGGCAUCGACUGCCUAUGAACUUAAUGUUGCCAUGCCAGGGUGACUCAGGUGCACCACCUCAGUUUUGUAAGGAUUUUCUGAAGCCUAAAUGCCUGUUGAACCUAAAAAGGAAUGUGUAGCCUUUCAUGAUUUGUGUGGGGCUAGUUUGUGGAAUUAAACAGAGGAUUUUACAAAGAUGC
Xyrauchen texanus (razorback sucker) is the source of this 1053-nucleotide messenger RNA. Its product is annotated as translocon-associated protein subunit beta. The transcript is spliced from 6 exons. NCBI's taxonomy places the organism in Eukaryota, Metazoa, Chordata, Actinopteri, Cypriniformes, Catostomidae. The coding region runs from base 72 to 626 and encodes 184 amino acids. The record is from RefSeq and is a predicted model, not a curated record. Gene Ontology annotation, cellular component: membrane; endoplasmic reticulum.